UAAAAACUCUCAACUGCUCUCGUUUUCUGUUAGUUACCUUCAAAUGGCACUCGAACUUAUGUGAUGUACACGGGUCUUGUCGAAAGUAGAAUAGAAGAAUCUCACAGCGGAUUGAACGAAACAUGUGAUAAGCCUGCUAUUCUACUUGCCAAAGACACGCCGAUCGAGGAAAAUACCAGGGGAUAACUCCCUUCGACACCUUAAUCCACCAGGUCUAUAUAGAACCAAGCACUGCACAUCCGAUCACCUGGAGCACCGCAACCACGUUCAACCACGAGCACACUGCACACUUCACACUUCGGAGUUCAAUAACGAAAUAAUGACAUAUAUUCAUAGAUAUUGCUUUUUAUACGAUACGUCUUAUCUGGCGAGCGAUUUUUAUUUGCUUUACCUUUAGGUGCGAAAGUGUGAGUGUGAGUGUGAGUGCUGCAGAUAACUGGAUUUGGAUUGGGACCUCUUAUCGAUUCCCCGGCGAGUGAGUGAGCAGUGGGAACCGUCGCCCGAUAUGACGAACUAUACCUAUGACGAAUGUGAAUGUGUGCCGGACAAACACGUCUAAUGCGCCCGAUGGAUAGGCCAAACAGGUUGGGGCUCGAUCCCUAAGCAAAUCGGAAGGGGUAGAGCCAGCUCCAGCACCAGCAACAGUAUCAGUAUCAGAAGAAACAGAUCCCUGGCAAGCGCCGAUAUCGCUCGCAAACCGGCUGAUAAGCGAGGUCCGAAAACAUGGCUCUUUGCUCGGAAGCGGGCAAACACGGAGACGAGCGAUUGACAGCUCCGAGGCAAUAGAAAUUGUGUAAAAAGGUCGUCGAUAAGACACACACAGCACCGCUUGUUUGGAGAUGUGUUGCCGAUCGACCCAGUACCCAGUACCCAGUACAUGCUUCCACUGAGGCACCUACCUACCACUACCAGGCAUACCUUUCAGAUAAGAUAAAGACGGGCACCUUCGAUACAUGCCGAUCGCAUGAGCGCUGGCCGAGAACGAGAUGUCAGCCGUCCGUCAUAUUCGGGCAUCGAAAAUUCGAUUUCAUGGGAUAAUCAAAUAUUGUAAAUUUCCAAUAUGCCUUCGAUAGUCGAGAUCCUAAUCUCUGGGAGUGGCAUUACGACCGUACCAUAGGUAAGAUAACUGCCAUGGCAUAACUUAGUUGCUUUUCGAGAGUUCGAGUUUACCUUCCUGCCCGUAUAGCUAUAGGUAUUAACCCACAUUUCUUGUCUUAUCAAUCGCCUACCCGACUAUUUCCGUCUUAGACUGUAACUAUGUGAUUAUAUAAACCAACUAUGGCCACAUGGCCAACACAUACUUGUACUAAUUCCAGGUAAGCAGGCGUCGAAUUUCUUCUUUUACGAUUUCGGUGCGUCCCGCUUUCGGGUAUACUAAAAGUAUGCGCCAUAUCUUAUCUCGAUUCAAAGUGAAAAAUAUAUACACACAUCGAUAAUGCCCCUUUCGCUACCCGCCGAAGCUUCUCCGCUCCGAUAAGCCGUGAGUAAACUUCUUGAAUCGGUAGAACCUGUCCGGGUCAUAAGUCCCACAAAUAGAGGUUUCUGGUGCAGGAAUAGGCCUGCUUUGGAGGCAUUCUCACACAGCUAAAUUUAGAGGCUUCCUUCAUGAUUUUGGCUGCCUAGUACAGUCUUUAUUUGACUUUGCUGGCGACUUUGUUUUGGGGUAUUUUCAUUUUAUGACAUGCGCGACACAGUUUUGCGACUUUAUAAGUGGUUCCCCAUUGAUAGCAAAUCGAUAGCUCGAGUAUUGUGUUUGUCCUGCUACAAAAACAGGAGAGUCCAGCCACAAGUGCAGCUUACGAAAGAUCUAUCUUCUUAGCUAACACAUCCUAAAUAGCCCCGAUAAUGUGAGAAAAUAGUGCAAUUUUGCAUUGCACCCCUCGUUCGGCAGCAUUCGCACGUAAAAUUGAUUAAAAACUACGUGUUCCGAUUGCUGAAUGCAUUCAAACAUUUCAGUUUUGUGGAAAGGGUAUGCAGUAGGCCGAACAAUGCAACCCCCUAAAUGGUGAAAAGGUGAAAACUUGGUUGAACUGGGAGGGCGGCAGAGGCCUGUAAGAAAAACUCGUCCAUAAAGAAAUAAUAAUUUCCGCUCCAGGCUUUCAAGUGGACCAGACGGGGGUGCUGUGACAACUAUCCUGAUAUAUGGAUUUUAGCCUCGCCACGUCCGAGCCAGACUUGUUUCCUUGGACCUAAGACCCCAGUUGACGGACAGUAAUUCCCUUGAACUUGUUGGCCUUCCGUUCCUCAGCCUUUCUCGAAGUUACAACCUGAGCUAUGGUCAAGCUAACGUUGGUCUCUCCAAGCAGUGAAUAGAACCGUUUGUGCACGUUGUGUUGCAACGUAGUAGGCUGCCAUUCCAGCAGUCAAGUGUCAACAUCGGCACAGCUCCACACUUGCGUGAUUGGUUUUCAUUGAAGACUUUCCUCGUCUUUUCCACCGCAGCCAUCCGAACUGAUCCGAUGCUGCGAUGCUGGUGAUCGAUGACGAAAUGGUACUGGCGACUCCAACUGCGCAUGCAACUGCCAGACUACUGUUCUCUUGGCUGCCCCACAAUUGGCCAACUAACCAACGGUGCGCGAUAGCGAUGACGAUGACGAUGGUGUUGCGAAACUCUUGCAAGCCACUCAAAUCAAGUUUUCCGCCGACCGAAUGCCGCGCAGAAGUAUGAAAAUCGCAAGUGGUUCCAUUUAGUUUUCAUUUGCGGCUCGUUGACGUUGGUCGUACGGAACUGAUCAGUACCGAAUACUGGCCCCAAAUUCGGACAAGUAGGAUGGCGUCACUCUUGGAGCGGAUUGUGCUGCUGGUGGCAUUGGCCACUUGCGUAGUUCGAGGCGACGAUGGAUUUCUGACCGAGCCGCCAGAUUACAUCAAAGAGUGUAGGAUAGCCGACAGGGACUUUGUCAACUGCUCCACGCACAGCAUCCAGCAGCUGUUCGACAAACUCAACGACGGCAUUCCCGGGCUAAACAGCAUCAAAAGCUUCGAUCCCUUCUAUCUCAACCGCAUCCGGAUCACCCAGGGCAACAGCAACGCCAUCAACCUCAAGGUGGAGCUGGCCAACGUGAAGAUCAUCGGUUUCGGGCACACGCACGUCUUGGAGAGUCAGGUGUUCAAGAAGGACUACAGCUGGAAGACCACGUUCACGCUGCCACAGAUGAAGCUGCAGGCCGACUACAGUCUGUUUGGACGCAUCCUGCUCAUCCCGCUGAACGGCAAGGGGCAGGUGUUCCUGGACGCGGAGAACAUGACGGUGACGAUGCACACGAAGACGCGACUCUACUCCAAGGGCGGCUUCACGUUCUACAACGUGACCAGCCUGCACGUGGACUUCAAGAUGGAUGGCCUCAAGUCCUACUUCUCCAACCUGUUCAACGGCAACAAGCAACUGGAGGACAGCACCAACAAGUUCUUCAACGACAACUGGCGGAUGCUGGCGGACGCUCUGUACACGGUCAUCACCCAGACCAUCGAGGACAUCCUUCUGGACGUGCUAAAGAAGAUAUUCCACUUCAUUCCGGCCAACUUCUUUGUGAGCGACAUCCCGACGCCGGACCAGCUGUAUGGCAGGGCCAAGCCGAAGCCCAAGUGAGGAGAUGUCCUCUGGGAGAAUCUACGAGAAUCUGGGAUAGGGGUAAUGCUGUAGUCCAGCCAAUAAAGUCU
Molecule: messenger RNA, 3660 nt
Organism: Drosophila elegans
Lineage: Eukaryota; Metazoa; Arthropoda; Insecta; Diptera; Drosophilidae
Gene: Jhbp6
Product: circadian clock-controlled protein daywake
Exons: 6
Coding region: 2771-3589 (272 amino acids)
Source: RefSeq, a predicted model, not a curated record